CACAAUAUCAUAAAUAAACGCAGAUAAACUAGCCUUUAUUUAAACAAACUUUAUACCUACGCGCUGAUAUCGAGGUUAACAAGGUUAAAUAGUUGACAAAUGAUUCUAAGAAAGGCACAAAGAAACAUAUGGUAUAAUUGAAAAAUAAGCUGAAACUGUCGGAGCUCGGUUGUAAUGUACGAAGGGAUAUUUUAACUAAAGAUAACACUAAUCAAGGCCCGCUGAGGAAUUCAAAACACAUUUCUGUGUAUGUGGUAUUGACCAAUGGAUGAUGUCAAGAUAAAUCCACCAAUGGCAAGAUAAGUCCAGGACUAUUAGGAACAGAUAAAUAAACUAUUUUUUGGAUAACAAAAUAAUUCAGUUUAAAAGCUGCACGUUUAGAUUGCUUCCAAGUACUAUUUGUUUGAAUGCUGGGUUGACCUUGUCUCGUAAACACAUUGCUAGCGCAAAUCAACAGGAUAUUCACCCAUGUGUAAAACGUGGUAAAUAAACAGCAAACUAUACAAUUAUUAGAAAAGACCACGAUUAAUACUGACGCAAAAGUUCAGGAUGACAGAAAAGGAUCGUGAUGAAUCCGAUGGGGACAUACAAUCGGAUCUGAAAGAAUCAAAACAGACAGAAAAAAGCACAAGUAAAGAUCUCAAAAUGGAAACUCAGAACAAUAGUUUAAUAAACGGCAAUUUACACAUUCCUGCUGUACACGAGCCACAUAAAAACGGCUACACACUUCUACCGGCAAUCACAAAUGGACACCACCAUCUUCCGCCGAUCAAAGAAGCUGCACACAUCCAUUUCACUGUCGGGAACGACGUCGAAGAUGAAGAUGAUGUAUUAGAAAACAAUUUUCCAGGCUUUGAAGAAAGUGAUGACCACAAUCAUUUCCAUAACCUAAAGGAGAAGCUAGAAAAGGUCAACCAUUGUAAAAUUCCCGAAAAAGCCCCGGAUGGCGGAUGGGGAUGGCUCGUCGUGUUAGGCGCGUUUCUUGUGGUUUUCAUCCAGUUUGGACUUUUUAUGUCAUUUGGUGCAAUGUUCACGGUAUUCAGUGAACGCUUUCACGAGGGCACUGUGUUAACAGGCUGGCUAGGGGGUUUACAGAUCUGUAUACAAGCGUUGCUCAGUCCAUUGUCUACAAUGUUCGUAGCGAGGUUCUCUGUGAGGACAACUGUCAUAACAAGCGGUAUCAUUGGCGCCCUCUGUAUUAUGUGCGCCUCCAUCGCCACCGACUUCACUGUUGUACUCUUUACAUAUGGUAUAGGGUUAGGCUUGGCCGGAGCACUGUCUUUCGCACCGUCACUAGUUCUUGUGGGGCAGUAUUUUGACACAUAUCGCUCAUUUGCAACGGGAGUAGUGAUGUCUGGCGCAGGAUUUGGGAACUUUGCAUUCCCCGUCUUGAUGCGAUUUCUGCAUGCUCGCUACCGAUACGAAGGCACCAUGUGGAUCCUAGCUGCUAUAUGGUUAAACAUCUGUGUUAGUGGCUCCCUCUUUCGGCCACUGAUACAACAAAGGGCUGAACAUAGAAUUACAUUAACCUCACUAAAGAGAACAUUAUCGAAAACCUACUCACGUGGAAGUUUUCACAGUAUGAGUAGAACAUCGUUGGAAAAGAAAAAGGACCAUGAAAUGUCGGAGUUGUACCAUGCCCAGAGACGUGUCAGAUUUUCUACCCAAAUUGAAAUAAAUGGAAUUCCUGAAAUCCGAAAGAAAAGCUUCUUUCAGAAACUUUUCCAUCCAAAGAAGUCAUGGCUUGCGAAACACAGUGGAUUCAAAAUAAGAAGGCUGAAAGCUAUUGAUUGGAAAUUGUUCAAAAAUAUCACAUUCCUGGUGUAUGCCUUAUUUCUGUUGGUUGCUGAUAUGGGCAUCGCAUUCUACAUUUACAUCGUUGAGUAUGCAAAAGAAAGGGGAUUGACCGAAGAGCAGGCACACAUGGUGCUGUCUGUGUUGGGAAUUGCAAAUGUUGUUCAAAGAUUAGUUUUUGGCUAUAUCUGGGACACGAAGACAUUCAGACCCUAUCGAAUAACUUGGUACUGUAUAUUCACGAUUGGCUAUGGAAUCGGCUUGAUUCUUUUCACCGUUGCUAAUGGGUACCCUGCCUUAUUGGCAUUAUCCAUUUUGGUCGGUAUGUCGAUCGGAGUGUUUCUUGGACAACGUAGUGUAGUUGUUGCAGAUUUGUUUGGCGUUGAACGACUUUACAGCACGUUUACACUGGCGUUAUUCUUCGAGGGUAUAGGGACAUUGAUAGGUCCCAUAGUCGGUGGCUAUUUGAAAGAGACAUUUGGGAGUUAUCAGCCGACUUUCAUUUUUGCCGGGGUAGCACCCAUAGUUGGCGGACUUAUCUUUUUGUUGGAACUUAUACGCACAGGAUCAUUAAAGAUCGAAUAUGAGACACAUUUACAAGCAUAUAACUUCUCCUGAUGUGAGAUUCAUAUAAUAUUGAAUAUUUUUAUUUUAGAAUUGUUAAUUUUAAAUAAAUGCUUAAUUAAAC
Molecule: messenger RNA, 2482 nt
Organism: Owenia fusiformis
Lineage: Eukaryota; Metazoa; Annelida; Polychaeta; Sabellida; Oweniidae
Source: the annotation of a GenBank genome assembly